Molecule: messenger RNA, 1122 nt
Organism: Trypanosoma conorhini
Lineage: Eukaryota; Euglenozoa; Kinetoplastea; Trypanosomatida; Trypanosomatidae
Product: putative amastin
Exons: 1
Coding region: 1-1122 (373 amino acids)
Source: RefSeq, a predicted model, not a curated record
AUGCACCUGCGGGCAAGGGAUAGCAGGGAGGACGUGGCCGUUGGUGGUGACGCGGUGGAGUCUUCUGCGUCGCGGCAGCUGGGCGGGGCGGAGGAAUCGCCGCAGGCGACCCCGCGCGACGCGCUGGCGGAGGGUGCUGCCGCAGUUGGGGCCCGCGGCGGCAGCGUGAACCUCAAUAUUCGCAAGAUGCGGAUCUUUGACGACGUCACCACCUCCUCCUCGUCCUCCCCGCGGGAGGUGAAAAAGUCUGCGGGGGCGGAGCAGGAGAUGCAUGUUGGCAGGGAGGCGCUGCUGGCCCCGCAGGAGAGCGGUGCUGUGGUGGAACACAAGGCGCGUUCGCUGCCGCCGACGCAGCCGUCCUCAUCCUCUCACGACGCGGCGGGCGUAUCUGCGAUGCCUGCGGGUCCUCCUCAAGUUGACAUUUGCUUCAACAAACCGGCGUGUGACGCGCCCCUGGCGCUGGCGGAGGUGACUCCAACGUUAGAACCGAACGCCGCGAGUGAGCGGCGAGGAAGUCUGCUGAGGGGCUGUGACAAUGCGCAGGCUGAGGAUGAUGUGUUGAGCUUGCGCAAGGCGAUAAAGAGACGCCUAGAGGACUUUUGGGAAUUUGGAAGGGAAACGGAUAGCCGUGUGCUUGCGAUGCUUCUUUCUACAGCUGUGGCGCUUGUAUUGACGGUCAUUGGGGCGCCGCUCUCUCAGGUGGAUGUGGUGGAUGGUGGCUGCUACACGUACUGGGGUUACAAGGAGGAUUGCGACAGCCUCAUUUACACCAACCACACUGCCUUCCUCGUUUGCGACCCUGUCCGGAGGAGACUUCAGGUGGGGGCGGCCUUCAGUAUGAUGACGGUCUUUCUUCUUUUUGUUGCAUUGGUAUGCUGCGGCCUGCUUCUACGUCACGAGCUGCCGCAGCUGCGCUUGUUUACGCUUCUUCUUUUGGCCAUCGCUCUCGUGUUUCAGAUGAUUUCGUGGGCUGUGGUGGCCAGUAUAUUUGGGAGUCGCUACUGCGAAGACGCAUCGCUGCCGCGGAGAACGGCGUACGGCGUUGCCUUUGGGCUGAGUUUGACCUCUUGGCUCCUCGUCGUCGUUGGGGGAGUCGCUGGCGUCCUGCUGCAUUUUUAUUAG